This is a messenger RNA of Alligator sinensis (Chinese alligator), 807 nucleotides long. Its product is annotated as trypsin-3-like. Gene Ontology annotation, biological process: proteolysis. Gene Ontology annotation, molecular function: serine-type endopeptidase activity. The record is from RefSeq and is a predicted model, not a curated record. The transcript has 6 exons. The coding region runs from base 1 to 807 and encodes 268 amino acids. NCBI's taxonomy places the organism in Eukaryota, Metazoa, Chordata, Crocodylia, Alligatoridae.
AUGGAGAUGUCUUUCUGGAUCAAGGACUGUGGCUUCCAGCCCAGGAGGUUUCCAUGGCAACUGAAAGAGGAACCAGGAUACCAAGGGGGACAGCGCAAGCUCCAGCGCAUCAUCGGGGGUCACAUCGUGGGGCCGCAUUCUGCCAAGUACCUGGUGUCGCUGAAGAGGAUGACAGGCUCCCACUUCUGUGGCGGGUCUCUGGUUAGUCGGAGCUGGGUCCUGACGGCUGCUCACUGCAAGACCGAAAUAAACCAGAUGCUAAUAGUAGCCGGUGAAUAUUCGCUCUCCACUUUCGAAGGCACAGAACAGAUUUUUCGGCCCUCCCGGAUGGUGGUUCACCCAGACUACAGCUCCACUACCAAAAAUGCAGACGUCAUGCUGAUUAAGCUGAACCGGCCGGUGGUCUAUAACGCCUUUGUUUCCAUUGUGCCACUUCCUCAGCAAGGCGCUACGGUGAAGGAAGGCCGCCUCUGCCAAGUCUCCGGCUGGGGGUACACCAGUCCCAUCGGCGGGAGGACAUCGGACACCCUACGCAGCGUGCGCCUCCCUAUCGUCCCCGCCUGGAAAUGCAACGCCUCGUCCUCCUAUGCAGGAUUCAUCACCAGCAACAUGAUUUGUGCCGGGCUCAGCACAGGGGGCAAAGACGCCUGCCAGGGGGACUCCGGUGGGCCGCUGGUGUGCGAGGGCCGAGUGUUCGGGAUCGUGUCCUGGGGGCACAGCUGUGCCAGCCCGCGGUAUCCAGGCGUCUACACGGCUGUAGCCAACUUCCAGAAGUGGAUCUACAAAACCAUCUUCAGACACCAGUAG